Molecule: messenger RNA, 1286 nt
Organism: Daphnia carinata
Lineage: Eukaryota; Metazoa; Arthropoda; Branchiopoda; Diplostraca; Daphniidae
Product: uridine diphosphate glucose pyrophosphatase NUDT22-like
Exons: 3
Coding region: 246-1169 (307 amino acids)
Molecular function (GO): GDP-mannose hydrolase activity
Source: RefSeq, a predicted model, not a curated record
GGAACGUCACAGGGGUCUAUGACCAAGUAAGAACCUGAUGACAAUGUAAGUUACCCAAUGGUACAGAACAUCUGUAAUUUAAUUGUGACGAAUUAUUCUCCAUAUCCUUCCUGUUAGAUGUCAAUGGCAAAUUUGCCAUCUUAAGAGAUUUUAUGUACCAAUUCAACUCCAGAGUUCUAUAUCCAUUUAUUGAAUGCUAAAGGUAAAGCUCUUUUUAAAAGAAUAAUACAUCUCAAUAACAAUAAAUGGAUGAAAGAGCAUUCAAAACACGAAAUGGAACAGAAGGGGUUGAAAUAAUAGACUUGGCUUGUCACAAAAUACCUCUCCUCAGAAGCCAAAUUCAAAUAAAUUUUUCUGAUAGCUUUAGUAACAAAUCUGAUGCAUGGAUAGAAAAAUCUAUCAAGUUAAUAUGGGAUGAGAAAUGCCAAGAAAACAACAGGCUGUACAAUAAAUCUAAAUUUAGAUUUGACAGUAUUGCAAUUUACAAUGAUCACCAGGUUGUUAUUAAUCUGGGUCUUACCACAUACAUGGAAUUAAUAGGAACAAAUUGUCAUCCAUUUGGGAAAGAACUGGUAGUGCAUGGAAUAAAGUGCUUCAAAAAUGGUCGGUCGUGUUUAGCUGAUCCGUUGGGCGUAGGAUGUCUUUUGCUUACUGCAGAUGAUAAAUUCCUUUUCUUGAAACGGGCAAUGUGGACCGGAGAAGACAAAGGAAAGCUAGACAGGCCAGGCGGUCAUCCUGAACCUGAUAAUAUUUCGUUAGCUAUACAAUCUUGGACAGAAGAAGAAUGCCGGAAGCCAGAAAAUUUACGUCGAAUUCGAGAUGAAAUCUUCGAUUCUGUGAUACAUGAAGUUCGCGAUGAAGUCAAUUUGCCGAUGGAAACAAUAAAAGAUCCUGUACUUUUAGGAGUAAUUCGUAGCCUAGAACGCUCUGGACGCCCAAGCGCGGAAUUCCUUGUAUGGUGCUCUUUGACGUCGGAGGAAGUAGAAGAGCUAUAUUCAAAAAACUGCCAGGCGGAGGCCGACGAAUCGAUAGGCAUUGUCUUCAUUUCGGAGGAAAAUAUCCGCAAGCAGGAUUUAGAACAACACGUUUGGAACAAUCUUACGGAUGCUGCUUGUGGAGCAAUCGAACUCUACAGCCGUUCUUACUCGAUUUCUCCAAAUAAACAUUGAUCUGAAUACUGUCGCAACAUAUAUCGUACUGAAACUGCUACAAGUACAUUAAGCAUUUAUUACAACCCAAAUCAUUUCGCUUUCAGUUAGUUAUAUACAAAUAAUGAGUAACUUUUA